Messenger RNA from Desarmillaria tabescens, 1857 nucleotides. RefSeq lists its product as uncharacterized. The transcript is spliced from 4 exons. The record is from RefSeq and is a predicted model, not a curated record. The coding region runs from base 1 to 1713 and encodes 570 amino acids. Lineage: Eukaryota; Fungi; Basidiomycota; Agaricomycetes; Agaricales; Physalacriaceae.
AUGUCGUCCUUUCUUACACUCCUCCGCCACUCUGCUCUAAAGUUUGAAGACAUGCCUCCUCCCAUCAAUGUAAAAUUUAUGUCUGUACCACGACUGCCUACCAGCACUCCCUUUGACAGUGCUCGACCCAACGAGCUAGUCACCCUCGCCAGGAAGCAUCUCUGGCGCCCUCUUCCUACUUCAUCUGGAAAUUUCUCAUCUCCUACCAAAGUCAUGGCGCUCGGAUUUCUUCGAAGACUGAUGCUUCUGGAAGAGAGCCAUGUCGUCUUUCCCAUCGAUACCAUCGCCGAGCUAUCGCCGUACGUUCACAAAUGGGCCAUUUACUUCCUAAAGACCAAUCGUUGGCUGACCCACGAGGACGCCAACGUGGGAAUUCUUGUAGCUUCUCUCAGUCGAGUUGGCCAAUUUGCGAAGUAUCCAGUCUCGAACGCACUCCUUCCUUCACAGUCGCCAGACGUUGUCCCCUACAUCCUGGAACUCUAUGUUGAUCUGCCCAACCUGCCAGGUGUUUGCAAACAAUUCCUCGCGCCCAUUCUUAAUGACUACUUCUCAGAUGUGACUCUUGGCGGGCAAUGCAUGCAUAUCCUUGGGAAUGUCCCACGUCACAGACUAUUGGCAUAUGUUGACCGCUUAAAGGAUACAGUCUCUAGAAAGACUUUGCGUUUGAGCGACUUACACAGUAUCCUAUUAUUCAUGACCUCCGCUUCUCUCAUCGAUCAACGCAUUCACAAUGAAUUUCUUCAGCUUAACACUAUCAAAUGUGUCUGCAACGCACUACAGCGCCUGACUCCCUCCCUAGAAGACUUUGAGAAUUUCGUACAUGUUCCCCUUCGACUCACCAACAUCGAUCUUUGCGCGGACUACCUCAGCAACGCUUUUUUUCAAAACAUUUCACUUUCAGUUAAAGCUGUCCAUCAUGGCCAGCUUCUUCGGUCUCUUAUGCGAUCUGUCAUCAUAGUUGACCAACACCGUCCCCCAGUAGCUCGUCCAAAGUAUAACUCUAUCAUCAAGCUAAUCGCUCAAGUGACCAUCUGUUCCAUGUGGUUUCCGGCGCUCAACGCGAUAGUAUCUGCUCUCAACUCUUUCACUCAAAAGGAAGCUGCUCCUUUGCAAAAAAUACCAAAAGACUCAGACAUUCAACAGUAUUGGGCAACGAUGCUUCACACAGUUAAACAGCGGAUGGAAAUGAGGGACAACAUGACAUACAUCCUUCGAUGCAAUAAUCCCGGGUGUUCCGUGACGGGAUUAGAUGCCCUCAAGCGAUGUACCGCGUGCAUGAAUAUGACCGUAUGUUCUACGCGUUGCCAGAAACGGGAAUGGAACAAUGGCCACAAGGAAAGAUGUCGCUAUCUGAGAGCGUCUCUCCCUACUAUGAUGCGCGAGGAGGACGAGUACUUCCUGAAUUGUGUAAUCAAAGCGGAAUUCCCCUAUGAACAUCUGAUGGAUCCCGCGGUCGUGGCGCGCAUGACGAAGGGGAAUGAACAAUACCAUGAGCCGAUGGUUAUGUGUAUAGAUUAUCGUUGCAUUCCCUGCGUCCGUGCAUUGGUGCCCGUCUCUCUCUGCCCCAAUGUCGGGCAGGAUCUGAUAGACAAGCGGGAUUUAAACAAGGACACCAGUUUUAUCCUCCAAACUACGCUUCCUUUAGCUCGUGGUGGACUGACUGUUACCCAAGUUGUGGAGAAUUUCGAUCUUAGUACAAUACGCGUUGUUUAAACCCUUUUGCCAUUCCCCGGGUCGGACUUGACUUGUAGUAGAGUUGUUGAAUUGGCGGUUUCUCCGGUAGCCCUUGGACCCCCCAUACGAUAUUUAAAUAAAAUCAACGCAGGACGCAUUCCCUGCUGUGUGUAGUACGCCGGC